AUGGAAGAAGCCGCCGCCGCCUCCUUGCUUCAAGUUCUAUUUCAAAAGCUCAUCGAGUAUUCCAGGGAUCAGGUCUCACUUGUUCGAGGUUUCAGAAAUGAAGCAGAGCAGUUAACUCGGACUCUGGGGAUGAUCCAGGCAUUCUUGAGAGAUGCAGAUAUGAGUUCCAUCUCCGGUGGUGCUGUCAUGAAGUGGCUCACGGAUCUCGGAGACGUGGGGUUCGAUGCUGACAACGUUUUGGAUGAAAUCAUAUAUCAUCAACUCUCCAAACAAAGCAAGGCGGAUAAGAUGGCCAACAAACCCAUGAAACAAAAGGUAUUAUCAUACUUCUCAUGCUGCCUUCAUAUUUCACGUGAUCGAAGUAUGGCUCUUAGAAUCCAACAAAUCAAUCGGAAUUUGGGAUCCAUUAACACCCUGGCGACCGGGCUUGGCCUCACCAUGAGACCUACUGCUGUGCCCGCUUUGGUUUAUAGUGCUCGUGAAACUGACUCAUUCAGUGUUGAUCCAAUUUUUAUUGGAAGAGAUGAGAUUAAGUCAGAAAUAGUUGAACAGCUUACCGCUUGUAGCACAACUGAUGAACGUAUUUCUAUCCUUACCAUUGUGGGAAUGGAAGGAUCGGGGAAGACAACUUUGACUAGGGAAGUCUUCAAUUCUCUAAAAGAUGAGAAUCGGUUUGGAUCACAUAUUUGGGUGCAUGUUUCUCAAAAUUUUGAUCCACUCAUUCUUUUCAACAAAAUCCUCAAAGGAUUGACUUCUCCUAGUCAAGUCGAAAUUGGGGAUAAGGAAGAAAGAGAUGUUUAUGGAAAUGUGGAAAGUUGUGUGAUGCAUGAUCUUCUGCAUGAUCUUGCAGCUUCUGUUUUAAGAGGUUCUUUUAAGAAAGAUGAAAGGUUACAAAAAUUGGAAAGAGUUCGAUACAUGUUUUUCGAAAAUGAUUCAAGUGCUGUUCUAGAAACAAAUGAAAAAUAUUUGCGCACAUUACUGUCCAUGUAUCACAUGAAUAUUAACAUGUUCUCAAACUUUGAAUCUCUUCAUGUUUUAACUUUUGAAAAUUGGUUUGGUGAAGAGUUGUCAAGUGAAAUCAAGAAGUUGAUACAUUUGAGAGUUCUUGAUAUUGACAAAUCAUCUAUAGAAUAUCUUCCUGAUUGGAUUGGUGAACUCUUUCACUUGCAGACACUGAGAGCUUGUAAUCGUAAGUUAAAGCAACUUCCAAGUACUUUGAAGAACUUGAGAAACUUAAGGCAUCUUUAUAUUGAGAAAGAUGUAGAGUUGUUUGCCGAGAUUGGUCUGUUAACUUUUCUCAGGACCCUAAAGUUUUUUAGGGUGGGCGACAAGAAUGGCUACAAAAUUGAAGAGCUCAGAAGUUGUAACAAGGAAGAGGCUGAGAAAGCAAAACUAUCUAACAAGCCAAAAUUAGUGAAGUUGUAUUUGGGAUGGGAUAUUGAUAAAGAAGGUGAAACUACAAAUGAUGAGAAUGUGUUGGAAGGCCUCCAACCUCCCUCACGUCUGGAGAAGUUGGCGAUUAAAGGAUUUGGAGGCAAAAGAUUUCCAUCAUGGACUCGAAAUAUGGAAGUUGAUAAUGGACGUCAAGGUUCUAGGCUACCACUUAACAAGUUGGUUAAGAUAACAGUCUCCGACUGCUCAGAAUGUGAAGAAAUCCCAAUGUUUGGGCAGUUGCCAAAUCUCAAGCGUCUUCGGUUGUACAGAUUGAGGAAUGUGAAGUCCAUAAAUUCUUCAUUCUAUGGAUCAGUGAAUGAUGAUACGCAUACUGUUUUCCCAGCGCUAGAAGUGCUGGUGUUGGAUGACUUGCCUAAGCUCACAGUCUUGAAGGGAAUAGAAUCAGGGGAUGCAAGUGCUGUCAGUGUAUUUCCUCGCCUUCAAUGCUUGUCGAUCUAUGAUUGCGGUGUGUUGACGAGUUUUCCUACCCAUUUCUGGUCGUCCCUCAAAGAUUUGAAUUUUCGUCGUAUUGGCAGCUAUAAGCCUUUGGCAGACAUAUUUCAAACGAAAUUAACGUUGCUAACAGGGCUUUGGAUAGUUGGAGUAGAUGAUGUAGAAAGUCUCCCAGAUUGGCUAUUCUAUAGUAAUCCCAAUCUCUCUUAUUUGACUAUAUUUCAGUGUUCCAAUUUGAGAGAAAUACCUUAUGGUCUAGGCACCCUCAAUUCUUUGAAAGAGUUGUGCAUAGAGGAUUGCCCAAAUCUGAAACGGAUUGGAGAUCUUGGCGUACAACAAUCACAAGAAAGUCUCACAUCCCUUACAAAGUUGGAGAUCAGUAGGUGCGAGGCUUUGCUGUAUUUGCCAUGUGAAAUGAUAGGUUCCUCACUCAAGCUUUUGCGGUUGGAGGAUUUAAGUAGCCUAGAGAAUCUACCCGAAAUAAUUGCCCUUCUCCCAAAACCCCCCCGUCUAUCAUAUCUGAGAAUCACUGGUGGUCCUCAAUUCAGGACCACUUGUUUUGUUGGGAUUCCGCCUCCUUUUUGUAGCUUGGUAUGGUUAAAAAUAGAUGCUAGUGUGGGGGGAUUAAUGGACACUGUUAAUGGCAUAUUGCAAGGAUGCAGCUCGCUUAUUGGCUUAGAAUUGAAGGGGAUGGAAAGUUGGGAAAAUCUACCGGAAUCGAUUAAGUAUCUCACUACUCUUUCUCUUUUAAGUUUGGAGAAUUUUGGAAUGGAAGAGUUACCUGAAUGGUUGGGGAACCUCUCAUCUCUAAGACAGAGUUGUAUAUACAAAAUUGUAAGAAGUUAA
Molecule: messenger RNA, 2733 nt
Organism: Salvia splendens (bonfire salvia)
Lineage: Eukaryota; Viridiplantae; Streptophyta; Magnoliopsida; Lamiales; Lamiaceae
Product: putative disease resistance protein RGA1
Exons: 3
Coding region: 1-2733 (910 amino acids)
Molecular function (GO): ADP binding
Source: RefSeq, a predicted model, not a curated record